AUGGACGGGAGCCCCUGGGCCGAGGCCGGCCUCGGGGACCGGCCCUGGCCGGGCUUCGACGAGUCCUUCUUCGGCUGCGCCGUGGCCCUGGCGCCGGCGGUCGACGGGUCCGGCGACGCGGACCUCGUCGUCGGGACCUGCGGCAACGAGGACACGGGCGCCGCGGACGUCGAGGACGACGACGUCGCGCGGAACGUCGAGACGUCGCCGAGCGGGCCCGCCUACGUCUACCGCGGGGGCCGGGGCGCCUGGACCUUGUCGCACGCGCUCUACGCGGCGGAGACGGACCGCGACGACGCGCACGGCCAGGCCGUCGCCCUCGCGGGCGACCUCUGCGGCGUCGGCGCGUGGAACGUCGACAACUACGGCGCCGUCUACGUGUACUCGCGGUCGCAAGACUACGCGCACAUCUCGACGAUCGAGUCGCCGGCCGGGUCCGCGGACCGCUUCGGCGAGGCCUUUGGCUUCAGCCGCGGCGGCUCGGCGAUCUUCGCGGCCGUCGGCGCGCCGUCGCGCGACGUCGGCGACGACAUGGCCGUCGGCUACGCCUACGUCUUCGCGAGCGUCGACGCGGGCGCGACCUGGACGCACACGUCGACGCUCACGGCGCGCAAGUUCCGGGCCUUCGAGCGCUUCGGCCUGUCCGUCGCGGUCGCGGAGCACGUCGUCGUCGUCGGCGGCCGCGACGACGCGAUCUACGUCUUCCGCCGCGAGGACGAGGGCGACCCCAUGGGCGCGUGGACGCUCUCGCAGACCAUCGAGAACAUCGGCAGCGAGGAUGCCCUCUUCGGGUCGCGGGUCGCCGUCGACGCCGCGGGGUCGCUGCUGGCCGCGGGCGCGAUGCGGAACUCGCAGGGCCGCGACGAGGCGGGCGCCGUCUUCGUCUUCCAGUCCACGGACGAGGGCCGCACGUGGGCGCGCACGGACUCGCUCAAGGUCGAGGAGCCGGAGCACCUCGACUUCUUCGGGGCGUCCGUGGCCGUGUCGCCGGAGAACGUCAAGGCCGUCGUCGCGGGCUGCGUCGCCGGCGGGACGCAGUACGAGUACCUCGCGGGCAAGAUCACGUCGACCGGCCCGGGCUUCGCGGACUUCGCGCGCGUCCAGCUCACGAGCGGCGGCGUCAUCCUCGCGGACGACGCGACGGGCGCGGACGGCGACGCGCUCGGGCGCGCGGUCGCCGUCGGCGGGUCGUCCAACGACGUCGCGGCCGUCGCGGGAACGGGCGGCGCGCACGUCUACCGCGGCGACGCGACGUACACCAGUUGGACCUGGGUCCACGCGCGGACCACGGCCGGGCCCGCCGCCGUCGCCGUCGCCGGGGACCUCGUCUUCGUGUCCGAGGACGGCGGCCCGGCCGUCGCGCUCGCCGUCGACGGCUUCGCCGAGGUUUCGCGCUUCGAGUCGGCCGCGGCGGGCUUCGGCGCCGCCGUCGCGGCGGCGACCUUCGGCCUCCAGGGCCGGAGCUACCUCCUGGCGACGACGGGCGGCCGCGAACUCGUGUGCUACGAGAUGACCGCGCCGGCGGCGGCGACGUUCGGCGAAUGGAACGAGACCUCGAUCGCGAACGACGGCGCCGACGACGGCUUCGGCGCCGCCGUCGCGACGGACGGGUCGACGAUCGUCGUCGGCGCGCCCGACGCCGGCGGCGGCGUCGGCGCGGCCCACGUCUACAACUACACGUCCGGCGUCGGCCCCACAUUCGUCGCGGCGCUCGCUUCCCCCUCCCCGUCGCUGAGCGAGCGCUUCGGCGCGGCCGUCGCCGUGAGCGGGGCGAGCGUGCUCGUCGGCGGGCACCGCGGCAAGGCCUACGUCUUCUCCGCCGCGACGGGCGCCCUGCGGCAGACGCUGCUGCCCUCGGGCAACGACGCGACCGCGGAGUCGCGCGGCCUCGCGAGCCGCUUCGGCGAGGCCGUCGCGCUCUCCGGCGACGUCGCCGUCGUCGGCGCGCCCGCGGACGACGCCGUCGGCGUCGACGGCGGCCGGGCCCACGCCUACAAGACGCGCGACGACGGCGCGACCUGGACGGAGCUCACGUCGACGGAGACCCUGGUGCCCCGCUACGGCUUCGCCUACGACUCCGCGGGGAGCGCCGUCGCCGUGCGGUGCUACGGCGCCGACGCGCGGGCGAAGAAGACGUGCCCCGUCGUGCUCGGCGCGCCCCAGGUCUCGGACGACGGGGCUACGGGCCCGGGCUUCGCGGAGACGUUCGUCUCGUACCCGCCGGACCGCUACGUCGCGUCCGUGAGCGUCGACGCCAUGCUCGACCCGCCGGGCCUCGUCUCCGGCGACGACGACCUGACGACGACGGCCGCGCCGUCCGCUGCGCCGUCGCCGGGCCCGACGGCGGCGCCGACCGCGGCGAACGGUACGGCGGCGAACGCGACGGCCGCGGCCCGCCGGCGCCUCUCGACGGAGAGCGUCGACUACGCCGCGGCCUUCAACGCGGACGAGACCAAUGGCGCGACCUUCUGCGCCGCCGUGCGCCUCGCGGCGCCGUCGGCGACGGGCGUCGAGGGCUGCGCGGCCGCGGCGGCGAACGCGGCGUCUGCCACGAACCACCGCGUCCGCGUGACCUACGCGGUCGUCUUCGACACCUUCGCCCUCGACGACGUCGACGUCUUCGUCAACGCGUCGCUGGCCGCCGUGAAGACGGAGGUCGCGGCGUCGAUGGAGAGCGGCGCCUUCGCGGCGUAUUUGGCAUCCGAGGCGGCGUACCGCAACGCGUCCGGCGACGCCGCGGUGCUGGUCCUGGACGUCGACGUCGACCGCUCCGUGGCCAACGUCGACGCGCUCGUCCUCGCGGACGUCGAGCUCUCCGUGGCGACGUUCUCGCCGACGGCGCGGCCGACGGGCGAGGAGGACGACGACGACGCCUUCGACGAGUUCGUCUACGUGAUCUACGGCGCCGUCUUGCUCCUCGCGCUCACGUGCUGCUGCGCCUGCCUGAGCCGCUUCAUGCACACGGGCAGCCGCAAGAGCAUGUACGAGGCGGGCCUCAACGACCGCCGGGAGCGCGGCAUGGUCGCGCGCGUCAUCCAGGUCUCGGAGAAGGCGCGGCAGCACGCGCGCAACGACCAGGAGGAGUACGCGAACUGGCGCCGGCUGUUCCGCUGCGAGGAGGGCGUCGUCUACGAGGGCUUCCAGCCGCUGACCCACGCGCUGCCCGGGCGGCUGAACCUGCCGCGCGAGUGCGACCGCCUCUGCGCGACGCGGCCGCGGUGCCGCGUGUCCAACUUCCUGCCGUCGAACGGCACGGGCGGCGACCGGUGCGUGCUCGCGCGGCACCGCGUCGCCGCGACGGCCGCGGCGCGCGCGCCCGACGGCCGCGCGAGCGUCGCCUGCGCCCUGGUCCCGCCGCCCUUCCUCGGGAGCGAGGCCGAGGUCGCGCGGUCGAAGGCCGUCGUCGCGUCGCGGCGCGUCGCGACGUUCGCCGUCGGCCGCGCGUUCCGGUUCUUCGCCGUCGCGCGCGACGGCGGCUCCUGGCGCCUCUUCGCGCGCGACGGCCGCUGGCCCAACGCGGCGCCCGAGGAGGUGCUCGUGGCCUGGCCGCCGGGCGUCCCGGACCCGCUCGGCGGGUCGCGGACGGACGGCGAGCGGGAGGUGCGCCUCGGCCUCGACCCGUCGGACCGCGAGAUCCGCGUGCCGGGCCACAACUUCGCGCUCCUCGAGUGGACCGACGGCUCCGUGCACGUCUACGGCGGCCGCGCGACGUCCGGCGCCACGGGCGUGCAGCACUUCUCCGCGCCGUCCGUCCGCGCGCUCGCGGACGGCGGCGCGGCGCGCGGCGCGGUCGUCGUGCGCGGCACGCACGGCGGCUGCCUCGAGGGCCGCGCCGCCGUGCUCGUCUGCGAGUGGGACGGCAAAUUGUCCGCGGCCGUCGAGCCCCGGGGCGGCCGCGUCGCGCUCUACGGGCGACUGAACACGGCGAAGCAGCACCGCUGGGUCCAGGUCGCCUUCGCGCCGGCGCCCGCGGGGCCCUUCGGCGCCUUCACGCCCGUGUCCAUCCUCGGCUGGGGGCCCUGCGACGUGCCCUUCGCGUCGGUCUACUACGCGGCCGUGAACGCGAGGGCAGGAAAAGAGAGCGAAAUUCCCAACUUCAAAGGCUCCUAUCUCGGCCGUUUUCCACUCGUGAACGCGAACCCGACGGACGACGCGACGCUGUUGGGCCUCUUCCCCGUGAACCGGGGCGGCAGAUGCGUGCUGGGCCUCGCGGCGACCUGCGACGGCGUCCACUUCGGGGCCCUCGAGGAGCUGCUGGACCUGGGCUGCGAGAUCCAGGGCCGCACGGCCGACUACCCCGUCGACGGCUUCCUCGUCGACGGCGACGCGCUCGCGGUCUUCGUGCACCGCGACAUGCCCACGGAGGACAUCGUCAAGGCCGGCGCCGAGCGGCUCGCGCCGCGCCUCGUCCGCCACGACGUGGCCCUCGACGCCGUCCGGGCCCUCACGCGGCGAGCCAAGGCCGACCUCGCGACGUGCGCGACCGGCGCGGAGUUCGCGCCGCUCCCGGCGGACGCGCCGACGGCCCUCCGCUACCCGCUCUGCGACGACGACGCCGUCAGCGUGCCCUUCUCCAAGCUCAACACGCCCGCGGCCUUCGCCGAGAAGCAGCGCGCGGCCGCGGAGGCGCGCGCGGCGGCGGCCAAGGGCGGGCGAUGA
Aureococcus anophagefferens is the source of this 4659-nucleotide messenger RNA. RefSeq lists its product as hypothetical. Lineage: Eukaryota; Pelagophyceae; Pelagomonadales; Pelagomonadaceae. The coding region runs from base 1 to 4659 and encodes 1552 amino acids. The transcript has 4 exons. The record is from RefSeq and is a predicted model, not a curated record.